This is a messenger RNA of Papaver somniferum (opium poppy), 768 nucleotides long. RefSeq lists its product as uncharacterized. Gene Ontology annotation, molecular function: RNA-DNA hybrid ribonuclease activity; nucleic acid binding. NCBI's taxonomy places the organism in Eukaryota, Viridiplantae, Streptophyta, Magnoliopsida, Ranunculales, Papaveraceae. The transcript has a single exon. The coding region runs from base 1 to 768 and encodes 255 amino acids. The record is from RefSeq and is a predicted model, not a curated record.
AUGGCAGAAACUCCAGAUCAUCUGUUUCUUCAAUGCUCUUUCUCUAAAGUUGUUUGGGCCUUAAUCCCUUAUGUUCAUCUAGUGUUACAAGAUGCUAAUUCUGGUUUCGAAAUAGAUGCUUGCUUAAGUAAAUGGAUUUCAGCAAAUAAUGACAUGACUAUGAUGUGUCAAAUCCUCACUACUGCUUGGACCAUCUGGAGAGAUAGGUGUUUCAAAAUCUUCCAAGGAAAAGUGUUGAAUGUUGUAUCUACAAUAACUUAUGCACUGGAGCUUGCAGAAGAUACAAUCCAGUCAAGAACAAGUGGCAUGCGUCCUCCUACAGCACAAGCUUCAAUUACUCAUCAAACAUACAUGAAUCUGCCAGUUAAUUGUAUGAUGUUAUAUUGUGAUGCUUCAUACAGGAAAAACUUUACUGAUAUUGGCAUUUGCAUUUAUCUUAUUGAUGGCACAGUGAACUAUAGAGGCUGCAAAACAGUUGCAGGGAUAGCUAGAGAUCCCGAAGAAGCUGAGUGUUGUGCAAUCCUUGAAGCUGCUAAGAGGGCAAGAAGCCUGGAUUUAGACAAAAUCUGCAUCUACACUGAUGCCAAAAAUCUUGUUUCUUAUUUACGAAAUAAAGCUAACCAGGUUAGCUGGUUUAGUAGUUCUAUCUUAGAUGAUAGUCUUUUUAUUCUGGACAAUUUCUCUUUUCAUGAAGUUAGACAUACCAGUAGAAAUUCUGUCUCUGAUUAUGUUGCCAAACAUUGUAGGCGGUUCAGAAGUUCUAAAUAA